This is a messenger RNA of Saprolegnia parasitica CBS 223.65, 1098 nucleotides long. RefSeq lists its product as hypothetical. NCBI's taxonomy places the organism in Eukaryota, Oomycota, Saprolegniomycetes, Saprolegniales, Saprolegniaceae. The record is from RefSeq and is a predicted model, not a curated record. Bases 1 to 1098 code for a protein of 365 amino acids. The transcript is spliced from 4 exons.
AUGCGGGGCGAGACGACGACGAAGCGCAAGUCCAUGCUGCCCGAGGUCCGGCGGCGGCGCCUGGCCUACGACCGCGAGGCCAAGCGCGUUGCCCGGCAGACGUACCUCUGCGAGCGCGACCAUCUCGCGGCGACGAUCACGCGCCUCACGCACCAGCUCUACGCGCUGCGGGGCACGCUUCUGCCAUGGAAGGAGGUCGCGGCCGCGCUCGACAGCACGCGCGAGACCACAUGCAAUGUCAACGAAGACCUUCGCCGCCAGGUCACCGAGUACGGGACCGUCGCCCAGCAGCUGCAUGCGUGGGUUGCGGCCAUGCACCCGGCCACGGGGCUCGGCAGCGCGUCGCCAUGGCAUGCCGUGACGCUCUCGAGUGAUGCGUACGUUCGCCGCGUCGGGUUUGCGUGGAUUGGCAAGCAGCUGCGCCACGCCGCCGAUGCGCAGCUGCCGCCGAGCCUCUUCCCAUCGCAACCGACCGACGACGACGUGCGCAUCGAGUGGGACAUGGCUGGCCGCCGCUUGAUCAAGCAAAAGGUCAUUCGCGGCCGGCGCCAGGACGUGGCCAAAGCGCUUUGGAUUGUCAACGGCGCGACCGCCAGCGGGCUCCGUGGCACGCCCAUGGACGUCGAGAUUGUGUACCGGGAUGGACCGGACUCGGAUCGCCUGCACUACGUUCAGGAGCGGUACCGCGGCAAACUCAUUCAUGUCCUCCACAAGUCGGUCGACGAAGGCGACCGAACCCUGAGUAUGUUUCGGACCAUUGCAUGCGACGCCCUGCGACCCACGCCCGCGCCCGACGAGACCUUUCAAGAGUGGAAUGAGAUCCGGCAACUCUCGCCCGAAGCGUGCUUGCUGCGCAGCGUCUGCGUGCUCCAGCCCGUCGCAGCGUACGACUCGAUGGCAGCGUACGCCCGGUCGCUCUUCCCGGACGUGUACCGCGCCGUGGCUGGCUCGGCGUCGCCAGAGAUCCUCGAAGCCUGCGUGGAGCGAGCACUCCGCACGCGCACGCUGCGGCAAACCGAAGACUACUUUGCCAACGUUACCGCCGUGCUUGAGAGUCUUGUGGACCCGCUCACGAUGCAGUACCAAACGCGGCUGUAG